Camellia sinensis is the source of this 1149-nucleotide messenger RNA. The record is from RefSeq and is a predicted model, not a curated record. Lineage: Eukaryota; Viridiplantae; Streptophyta; Magnoliopsida; Ericales; Theaceae.
AUGUUUGCUGGGAUGAGGAGCACUCAACGUGUCGAGGGUAUGAAUGCAUAUUUCAAUAUGUUCCUAGAACAAAAGGUAAAGUUGUACGAAUUUGUAGCACAAUAUGAUAGGGCUCUUGCUAGGAUGCGUGUUAAUGAGGCAGAAACAGAAUCUAAAACAGAGAAUAGUUUCCCGGUUUUGACUACGCCAUUGAGAAGUUUGGAAAAACAUGCAGCUGAGCUCUUUACUCGGAAGAUUUUUUCAUUGUUUCGACGUGAAAUCAGCAAAGAGGGUAAACUGUUUGUGAUGGAAAGAGUUGAGUUGGAGGAUCGUCGCACCUAUCGUUUUGGUGAGUACAAGGCACCAACAAGCACAUGGACGGUUGAGUAUUUUCCAGCAGAUAUCACAAUAAAAUGUUGUUGCUUGAAGUUUGAAUCGUUUGGCAUCCCUUGUUGCCACAUGGUUGCUGUCAUGAAAUCUGAACAAUUAAUGUGUAUUCCACCGAGUUGUGUCUUGAAGAGAUGGACAAGACGUACUAGGUCAGGAUAUCAACAACCAAGUCUUACCCAAAUUUCUAGCACCCUAACACAGACAGCCCGAUUCGGUAUACUAAGCUCAUGUUUUAGUGAAAUGUCAUAUUAUGCCUCACACGUAGACAACGAUUUUGAAGAGGCAAGGGAAAUGGCUUUCCAGAUGACAUUGAAGAUGAAAAAGCGCUGGGCAAUGCGAACAAAAUAUAAUACUGAGGUUGGCGACAAAAAUAUUGCACCCAAACUAUGUGGCGUUGGUGAUCCUAAUGUAGUGAAGACCAAAGGGAACCCUGGAGGGACAUCUUCUAUGGGUAAACCUCUAAAACCAAGGCGUUGUGGGUAUUGUAGGAGCAUCGGACACACGAAGCGAACAUGUAAAAAAUUGGCUUCAACUAGCCGGAGAGAGGGUAGCAACUCAGACAUUGAAACAUUCUUGAACACAGAGUUGGAGCCCCACAUGGAAGAUAUUGAUGAACCGACAAAUUCUCAACUGAGCAUCGGACACACGAAGCGAACGUGUAAAAAAUUGGCUUCAACUAGCCGGAGAGAGGGUAGCGACUCAGACAUUGAAACAUUCUUGAACACAGAGUUGGAGCCCCACAUGGAAGAUAUUGAUGAACCGACAAAUUCUCAAGUGUAG